UGAAUAUGGACGAAAUUAAAGUCUUUAAGUAUGACAAAUGCUGCUGCUGUUCGAGAAACUAUAAAGUAUCAUCAUUAAUUGAAUUAACUUCCAACUCGAUAAUCAUUGGAGAUGAAACCUUACUAUUUAAUGAUUUGAUUCUGGAUGUUUGUUUUGUGAUUCCGGAUGAACAUCGAAUGAAAUACAUAUGUGAAGGAUGUAAGGAACAGUUGGUGAUGUUUCACAUGUUUAAAAGAGAAGUUAAGAAGUACAAUAGCUUCACUGAAAACAUCAGAAAACUUGAUAUAUUAGUUAAAAUCGAUGAAAUUCUUAACAACUUUGAGGAUAUUAGUGAUCUUUCAGUCUAUCAAAAUGAAAGAACGAUUAUAAUUUCAAAGAAUCUCGAAGAGAAUGAACAUGAAAUACCACAAAAUGAAGAAAACUGCUUAAUUGAAAAUGAAGGGAUGAUGAUCGAAGAAGAUCCAGUAAAAUGCCUUAUUCAAGACGAAGAAUAUAUUGAUGAGCAGGAAGAAUCGUGUAUUGUUGAGGAAUCUAGUUCGAUAAAUAUUAAAGCAGAGGAAGGCACGUCAGAAUAUUCAUAUAAAGAUGAGCAAAUGACUGAUUCUUACAAUAGCUCAGAAGGAACUUCAGCUAAACGUCGCAAGAAAUAUUCAUAUAAAGUUAAUACAAAUGAUAGUUUAAUUCCUGAGCAAGUUGCAUGGAUUAAAAGUCAAGUUACAAAAAGUGAAAUAUUUGUCGACGGAAAGAAAAUGUUUAAAUGUCAAAUUUGUGCCACAGUUUUACAAAUUGCUGGAAGCCUUAAAAAACAUUUGCGUGACUGUCAUGUGUUAAAAACACCAGACGAGGAAGACGAGAGGGAAUCUAAACGAGCAUUUAAAGAUGAAAUUAAAAAUAGUAAAAUAUUAGUAGAGACUAGCAAAGGAACUGAAGAAGUAUACAAGUGCCAAAGAUGUACAGAAAAUCGAAUUUUUCGAUCAGAAGGUGGAUUGAAAGUUCAUUUACGUUAUAAUCACAUAAAAUCUCACGUAAUUGAUGCUGAAUUUGUUGCAAAUUGUAAAAUAUCAAUUGAAAUUGAUGGACAAUUGAAAAAUGCUUGGCAAUGCCCUGAAUGUAAGAAAAUUUUAAAAUCACGAGACAGUCUCAGAAAUCACAUGAAACUUGAACAUUCAAAUGUAGUUGAGAGCUUGCAAAACUCACAAAGUUCAAUGAAAGAGGAAGACUUUAUUGAUAAGAAUAAUAUUAAAAUGGAAGGAAUGUCAAUGCUAUCACAAUCUAUAUCAAUAAAUGAAGGAAGUUGGCAGCUGUUGACAAAAAAGAAAAGUCAUCAAAGUUUAAGUAAUGUAGUCUGCGAACCUUGUGGCUUAAAAUUUGUACAUGGCAGCACAAAACGUGAAAAAAGUCAAGAGAUUCAUCAGCAAUUACAUAUUAUUUUAAAAGUUGUGUCUCAAAGCUAUGAACUUCCAAAAUGCGAGCAAUGCAAAAUAAUGUUCAGUAAUAAUGAAGAUCUGGCUAAUCACUUGAUUACUCAUGAUAACGAAGAGAUUUUUACUUCAGAAGGCUUAUCUUUUAUGGUAGCUACAAAGUACAAAGAGCCAAUUGGAACAGCUGGUAAUAAUGAAUAUGAUAAAUGGAAAUGUGGACAUUGUAUCAAUGUUAGAUUUAAAGAUGAAGUUGAGUGCAUUGAACAUUUAAUGAUAUUGCAUUCCAAACAACUUAUAUGUCCAGUUGAUUAUUUAGAAUUCAACGGAAUUCGUGGAUUAAGUCAAUUUUCCACACACAUGAAAAAUAAACAUCCAGAAAUGUUUCCCGAACUCACAAUCACAUGCUCAUACUGUAAACUGGAAUUUUCAAAUGUGUUUGAUAAACUAGCACACAUGAAAAUUUGUGAUACAAAAGAAUUUGCUUGCGAUCACUGUUCCAAAAAGUUUUUUACUAAGACACAAUUAUUAAGGCAUUUGAAGAUUGUUUCUGGAGUUAUUUCAUUCACAUGCGAUGUCUGUUCUAAGAAAUGUGUCAGUGCUAUGGACCUAAGGUUGCACUAUCGAUGUCAUACCAAUGAAAAAACUUAUAAUUGUAGCUUUCCAAAUUGCCUGAAAGUGUUCAAAACACCAGCAGCACGAAGUAGUCACAUGGAGAUUCACUCGUUUAUUGAAUAUGAAUGUACUGACUGCAAAGCAAUAUUUAAGCAGCGUGCUCUACUUCAACGACACUUGAAGAAUAUGAAAUGUAAAGGAACACACUUGACUAAACCGAAUAUCACUCAAACUUCUUAGAUUUGUAAGUUUUUGAUAUAAAAAUGAAAUGUUGGAAAUAAUAAAAAUUAAUUUAAAGUUCAAGGAUUCAAACUUG
Chironomus riparius is the source of this 2349-nucleotide messenger RNA. The record is from the annotation of a GenBank genome assembly. Lineage: Eukaryota; Metazoa; Arthropoda; Insecta; Diptera; Chironomidae.